GACUUUUUAUUGCGUCCCGUCUAAGAGUCCGACCGAGAUGAUCGAGUCACUUUUUCCCACUUGGGUACUGUUGUGGAUGUGUUUCACCAAGUUCAAUACCAAAGUAAAUUCAAGAGGAUGAUGCAGAUGUGUUAAUCGACAAUAAGCAACAUAAAAAGAAAACUAAAGGAUGGAGGGUUGUUUGCAUCAGCCAGUGGACUCCCAUGACAGUCAUGAAGUCAUCAAUAUUUUGCCAUCUCCACUACCAGUGAAACAUUAUGAUGCGGACACAACUGAACCUAUUAGCUGUAGUCUUCAAACUUUGAAUGAGCUGUUGUCAUGGAAACAAAAUGAGGCAAACCCCUUCAACGUAGCAGUAGUCCCACUAGCAGGGCGAGAACCUGCACUGCCCAAUUGCUUACGUCGGACCUUGGUAUCUCAUGACAUGAUGGGUGGAUACCUAGAAGACAGGUUUGUUCAAGGUGCAGCUGUAGAUGCUCCAUAUGCUUUCUACCACUGGCAGUACAUUGAUAUUUUCAAUUAUUUUACACACAACAUGGUGACCAUUCCUCCUGCAGUCUGGACUAAUGCUGCACAUAAACAUGGUGUUCUUGUUCUUGGGACUUUCAUCACAGAAUGGACUGAUGGAGCAGCGACAUGUGAGGCCUUCCUUCAAGAAGAUCUUUAUCGUGAAGUCGCUGAUAAGCUGGUUCAAAUCAGCUCUUAUUAUGGAUUUGAUGGCUGGCUUAUAAAUAUAGAGAACACACUCAGUGGUGUUGCAGUGAAGAAAACACCUUUGUUUUUGCGCUAUCUCACAAAUCAGAUUCAUGAAAAAGUGCCCGGCAGCAUGGUCCUUUGGUAUGACAGCGUACUUGAGAAUGGAGACCUAAAAUGGCAGAAUGAAUUAAACAAAUUAAACAGGGUAUUUUUUGAUUCAUGUGAUGGUUUCUUCACCAACUACAACUGGACAGUAGAAAACCUUGAGUGGAUGACAAAUUACAGUCAAACCAUUGGACGUCAGGCUGACAUCUAUGUGGGGAUUGAUGUUUUUGCCCGUGGAAAGGUGAUCGGAGGGAUGUUUGAAACCCAUAAGGCACUGGAAGUCAUCCGAAAGUACAACUUUUCAGCUGCUAUCUUUGCUCCUGGUUGGGUGUAUGAGACCCAAAACAAGACAGAGUUUCGCCAGCUUCAAGAUAGAUUCUGGGCUCUUCUGAAAAACAACCUGUACAUUCAUCGUCUAGCCGUGACGCUCCCCUUCGUUUCUUCCUUCUGUCAGGGCUUUGGAAAUUCUGUCUAUUGGAAAGGAAAGUGUGAAACAAAGAAGAAUUGGUUCAAUUUGACUGCUCAGGAAAUCCAGCCAUUGUACUACCAAGACCAACUAGAGGGUCAUGGCUGGAUAAGGAGCCGUGGUUGCCCAGAGGAUGCCUGGAAUGGAGGCUGCUCAUUACUCCUAGAUGGUCUCAUCCCUGCCACACAUACUUCUCCAGUCUGUGCCAAGAUCCUCUCCCUCCAUGUGCCUCUAUUCGACACCCUUUUCUGCAUUGUGUACAAGUCAUCUUCUCAAGUUGCAGUUUCGCUGGAGCUCAAGAUAACUGAUGCUGGUCUUAGUUCAGAUGAACUUAACCAGGAUAUAAAAAUCACAAGUGCAUCUCCAGUUCUACUCCACAAAGAACACGAGUUAAUUCAGCAGUUUUCUCAUCUUCGUGACAAUUGGACGAAUACAGGUUGGAGCGUCAGGUAUUAUAAGUUGGACCUACAAGGCUGUAUUCUUCGAGGAGUCUGUGUUAACAUCCAGUUGGUUGGGGAGCCUUUGGACACAAAUUUCAGCUGCAGAAUGGGAGAAAUAAUGUUCCUAGAUAUAGACAGUCUACUCAAGGCCCCUGAAAUAGUUCAAGAUGUUUCUAUUUCUGACAUUGUGUGGCUGCGCGGUGCUGGUGCACCUCCCAAUUCCGAUUCGUGCUGCUUGUAUCUCAAUGCAACGCUGCAAUGGAGCUACCCAAUGGAGCUUGUACGGCACUUCAAUGUGUACUGGCGUCAGCUGAAAGGUCCAAAUCCCAGAGUCUCUGCAGGUGAGAUGGUUCGGGUGGGUCGGGCAUAUUCAAAACUUUAUAGGGUAACUGAACUCCCAGUCCUUGAGCCCCCUGGCCAGCUGGAACUUCUGGUAGAGCCAGUAACUCGGAAAGGGAUGCCACUCCCAAUAAACUGUUGGGGAAGAAGAACUGUCAGCUACACAGAGAUUGAAUGUAAACAUGGAUAAAGACUUUCUUUAAUUUGAAGAUCAUUAUAAUGGCAUUUAAUAUUGAGUAGCCAUGCUUACUUGCAUACUGGGGUAAUAUAUAUUUAUUUAAUGGACUUAUUACAUUUAUUAUAAUUAUGAACAGAUUUGCUGUACUGGAUUGUGAAUUGUAUGUUCUUUUUAAAGCAACAUUUAUUUCUACAUAGUUUAUUGUAUAACACAUUAAAUCAACAUUUUUGUACUAUUAUUGUAUUUUAUAAACUGUAUUUUAGGAAUGUAUCAUUAAGAAUUCAACAAUGCAAUUUGACAUAUAUGAAGUGAAAUAAAUAAACACGCAUUUAUAAUUUUUAUUUCAGUUAAGGAAUCUGGAGGUUUCUCAAUAAAACAUGAAUGCUAUAAUAUUUAU
Messenger RNA from Syngnathus acus (greater pipefish), 2621 nucleotides. It is a transcript of the gene engase, whose product is annotated as endo-beta-N-acetylglucosaminidase. Gene Ontology annotation, cellular component: cytoplasm. The transcript is spliced from 14 exons. Gene Ontology annotation, molecular function: mannosyl-glycoprotein endo-beta-N-acetylglucosaminidase activity. Gene Ontology annotation, biological process: protein deglycosylation. The coding region runs from base 170 to 2236 and encodes 688 amino acids. Lineage: Eukaryota; Metazoa; Chordata; Actinopteri; Syngnathiformes; Syngnathidae. The record is from RefSeq and is a predicted model, not a curated record.